Fusarium venenatum is the source of this 981-nucleotide messenger RNA. RefSeq lists its product as uncharacterized. The record is from RefSeq and is a predicted model, not a curated record. Lineage: Eukaryota; Fungi; Ascomycota; Sordariomycetes; Hypocreales; Nectriaceae. Gene Ontology annotation, cellular component: membrane.
AUGACUCAACAACAACCAGCCGAGGGAGACCAUGUUCUCCAAACACCACUAUGGAUUGUUAUUAUCCGCGCCUUUCAGUUCCUCGUCUCUCUCAUCAUUGUCGGUCUCUGUGGCUGGAUGAUUCAUGAUGCCGGACUCCCAGAAAACUCCCUCUGCAUCGCUAUUGCAGUCCUCACCUGGAUAAUAGUCCUCUACGCGCUAUUGACAGAAAAGAUCCCUUCUCUCCGAAGCUUAUACCACAUCAUCGCCGUCCUCUGCCUCGAUGCACUGAUGCUCAUUCUCUGGCUCGCCGCAUGGGCUGCUACCGCUUCUCGCCGAGCCAAGUAUGUUGUGCCCGUCAACGUUGGUAACUGCUACGAUGAUGGCAGUCUUACGGAUAGUAAGAACUGCAGUGUCUUUUACAAGCGUGAUGGAGAGAAUGUCAUUCUUUUCAAGACUGGUUUGGCUAUCUUGGCUGCUAUUGCUGGUCUGGGAGCCGUGGUCUGGGUUCUGUUUAUUGUCACUUUCGUUUGGAGUCUCGUUAUGUUCCUUCGAGGACGUAAGCAAGGUCGUUUCGCUGUUGAUCUCUCUGGUUCGACAAACAACUACCAAAUGGAGCCCAAGACUGAAGCCCAGGUUAAUGUUCAGCCUCAGCCUGUACCAGCUGCACCUCAGUACCAGCAGCAGCAACAACCUGCUCCUGGCCAGUUCCAACAGCAGCAGCAAUAUCCUCCUCAACAACAACAACAGCAGUACCCUCCCCAGCAACAACAGCAAUACCCCCCUCAAACGACUCCCUCUCCAUACCAACCUGCCCAGAGCCCAUACCAACAACAAGGCGCUUACCCUCCUCCUCCCGCAUCGCCUUAUGAUCCUCAACAGGGCCAGCAGUUCCAGGGUCAGCAGAAUUAUGCACAGUAUCCUCCCCAGCAAUACCAUGAAGUCCCUGGUACUACAUCGUCGCCACCUCCCCAGCAGCAGCCAUAUCCUGCUCAGCAGUAA